Messenger RNA from Episyrphus balteatus (marmalade hoverfly), 1752 nucleotides. Its product is annotated as alpha-N-acetylgalactosaminidase. The record is from RefSeq and is a predicted model, not a curated record. NCBI's taxonomy places the organism in Eukaryota, Metazoa, Arthropoda, Insecta, Diptera, Syrphidae. Gene Ontology annotation, biological process: glycosylceramide catabolic process; glycoside catabolic process; oligosaccharide metabolic process. Bases 423 to 1676 code for a protein of 417 amino acids. The transcript is spliced from 8 exons. Gene Ontology annotation, cellular component: cytoplasm. Gene Ontology annotation, molecular function: alpha-galactosidase activity.
UUGAAGUACUUUCGCUUUCAUAGCGCUGAGGACAGUGUAACAGAUUCCACUAUCAAUAUCUAGCCCAUAGAACUUCUAGUUACGUAUACGUACAAAUACUAAAACAUAGCUCAACAUAUUGAAAAAUUUUCGCCAAGUUGUCGUCGUCAUUUCGCGCUUAUCAGCUCGAAAACGACACUUGCAAGUGUCAAACUGCUGAUUACGCCCUAAGUUCGAUGCGCACACUUUAUUAUCGGGGAAGUAGCUUAGCUCGUACAUAUACAAUAUAGUUGAUAUCAAAACCUUAAAAUAGUAGAUUAUCAAAUUGACUGUGGUAUAAAAUAGAUUGAAUUUUGGCUGCAGGAUUCAUUCGUUACGUUCUAGUGACACAGGUGAUUUGUGAAAGAGUUUAGAUUUUUGAAUUUGAAAUAAAGACUGGCGCAAUGAAAUUGAGCGCAAUUGUUGUUGUUUUGAUAGUGGCGAUUGUUAGCCAAAGUGAAUGCUUAGAAAAUGGCUUAGCAAGGACACCACCAAUGGGAUGGAUGCAUUGGGAAAGAUUCAGAUGCAUUACAGAUUGUAAGGCAUUCCCUGACGAGUGUAUCAGUGAGGACCUUUUCAAACGUACUGCCGAUAUGUUGGUCUCAGAAGGUUACGCAAAAGCUGGUUAUGACUAUGUCAUCAUUGAUGAUUGCUGGCUAGAGAAAGAAAGAGAUAACAAAACUCAAAAACUAGUCGAAGAUCGCGAACGGUUUCCAAGUGGUCUUAAGGCAUUAGCUGAUUAUAUUCAUAAAUUAGGUUUGAAAUUCGGUCUUUACCAAGAUUACGGAACUAAUACCUGUGCUGGAUAUCCCGGUGUUAUUGAUCACAUGGAACUCGAUGCUCAGACAUUUGCCGAUUGGGAUGUUGAUUAUGUUAAACUUGAUGGUUGUUAUGCUGAUAUCAAUGACAUGGACAAGGGAUAUCCUGCAUUUGGUAAUUAUUUAAACAAAACUGGAAGACCAAUGGUUUACUCAUGCAGUUGGCCUGUUUACCAAGAAUAUGAAGGAAAAUUGCCCAACUACACAGCUUUGAAGGAACAUUGCAACUUAUGGAGAAAUUGGGGUGAUAUCGAUGAUUCUUAUGAAUCAGUUGCGCAAAUCAUGGACUAUUUCUCAAAGAACCAAGAUAGAAUUCAACCACAUGGUGGUCCAGGACACUGGAAUGAUCCGGACAUGCUUAUCCUUGGAAACUAUGGUUUGAGCUACGAACAAAGUAAAACUCAAAUGGCUGUUUGGGCAAUUCUUGCAGCUCCCUUGAUUAUGUCCAACGAUCUCAAAGCAGUUCAACCUGAAAUUAGAGACAUUCUCAUCAAUCGGGAAAUCAUUGCAGUAAAUCAAGAUCCAUUAGGAAUUCAGGGUCGUCGUAUCUUAUUGAAAAAUAAUAUUGAGGUAUGGGCAAGACCUAUCACCCCAACCAAUGACGCUGGAGAGUAUUCAUAUGCAAUUGCUUUUGUUAGUCGACGAGCGGAUGGAGCACCCUAUUCAGUAAAAUUCACUCUUAAAGAGCUUGGAUUGAAAAAUGGCAAGGGUUAUAGAGUCAAGGAUCUUUUCUCUGGAGCGAAAUCAUUCAGAAAGUAUCAUUCAUUGGAUACAUUUGAAACAAGAAUUAAUCCAACUGGAGUUAACUUCUAUAAAUUCAGUGCUGUUCGUUUCAUUUAAGUCAAACUUUAUCAGUAUUAGUUUUGAGAAAAUAAAAAUUACAACUUCUGUGAUUGUUGAUAAAAUGUAAAUAAUA